CCCGCGAUCUUAUCACCUGUGAUCAUAUCACCUGUGAUCGCGCUAGGUUUGGGAGCCCUGCUGGUCUGUGGCUUUUCAGCUGCCUCUGACAGAUCCCGAGCUUCCUUCCCCUUCAACCAGUGACUGCUGUCUUCACUCGCAGCAUUCCUCCCCCUCUACUAACAGCCAGGCUGUACCCCCUUUGUCUCUGUCAACUGUAUCACAGUACACAGUUCAGGAGCACAACAAGGUUUCCUGCAAUGUGAGGGACUCUUGGGCAUUACAUUUAUAGAUGAGGUCCCUUGGGAGAAAGUCCUUGAGGUGCCCAGGUUGAGACAAGAAGGGGUGGCAGUGUGAGAGAUGGAUGGUGUGAAGCUACCCCAAAACCAGGAAAUGGCUACAGCCUUGGAACCAGAGGACCAGGAUCUUUGGGAAGAAGAAGGAAUUCUGAUGGUGAAACUGGAAGAUGAGUUCACCUGUAGGCCGGAGUCUGUCUUACAGAGGGAUGACCCUGUGCUGGAGACGUCUCACCAGAACUUUCGAUGUUUUCGCUACCAGGAGGCAGCAAGCCCGCGAGAAGCCCUCAUCAGACUCCGAGAGCUUUGUCAUCAGUGGCUAAGGCCAGAAAGGCGGACAAAGGAGCAGAUCCUAGAACUGCUGGUGCUGGAGCAGUUCCUCACCGUCCUGCCUGGAGAGCUACAGAGCUGGGUGCGGGGCCAACGGCCAGAGAGCGGCGAGGAGGCAGUGACACUGGUGGAGGGUUUGCAGAAACAGCCCAGGAGACCAAGGCGGUGGGUGACCGUCCAUGUUCAUGGCCAGGAAGUCCUGUCAGAGGAGACAGUGCACCUAGGGGCAGAGCCUGAGUCACCCAGUGAGCUGCAGGACCCAACACAGACUUCAACCCUUGAGCAGUCACAUGAGGAAACCAACCAGAGCCCAGAUCAGGGGACACCAGAACAGCAGAGCCCGCACUGUGAAGAGGAGUUCCAGCCCCUGCAGGAGCACGAGGUUCCAGUGCUCCAAGAGCCAGACCUUCCUGCAGAGAGGAGCUCUGGAGACUCAGAGAUGGUUGCCCUUCUGACUGCUCUGUCCCAGGGACUGGUAACGUUCAAAGAUGUGGCCGUGUGCUUCUCCCAGGAUCAGUGGAGUGACCUGGAUCCGACACAGAAGGAAUUCUAUGGAGAAUAUGUCUUGGAAGAAGAUUGUGGAAUUGUGGUCUCUCUGUCCUUUCCAAUCCCCAGACUAGAUGAUAUCUCCCAGGUUAUUGAAGAAGAGCCUCUGGUCCCAGAUACCCAUGAGCCUGAAGAGCCAGAAAUCCUGAGUUUUACCUACACAGGAGACAGGAGUGAAGACGAGGAGCAGUGUGUUGAGCGAGAUCUCAGUUUGGAGGACACACAUAGGUCUAUUUUGGGGGAUCCAGAAAUUCACCGGACUCCAGACUGGGAAAUUAUUCUUGAGGAUAACCCAGAUAAAGCUAAUGAAAAAAGAUUUGGUACAAAUAUUUCUCAAGUUAAUAGUCUUAUGAAUCUUCAGAAAACUACACCUGCACACCCUCUGCUAGGGAGGCAACAUGUCUGUCCUGUCUGUGGGAAAAGCUUCACAUGUAACUCUCACCUUAUUAGACAUCUGAGAACUCACACAGGAGAGAAGCCCUAUAAAUGUCUGGAGUGUGGAAAAAGCUACACACGGAGCUCACAUCUUGCCAGACACCAAAAGGUUCACAAGAUAAACAAAUAUCCACUAAAUUGGAAGAAUGUGGACAAGACUUCCCCACUGAUCCAAGCUGCGAGAAUAACAUCUGUGGAGAAACCCUAUAGAUGUGACAAUUGUGGAAAACAUUUCCGCUGGGCUUCAGACCUUGUCAGACAUCAAAGGACACAUACAGGGGAAAAGCCUUUUUACUGUACUGUUUGUGGCAAAAGCUUUAGCCAGAAAUCUGUGUUAACCACACACCAAAGAAUCCACCUUGGAAGCAAACCCUACUUGUGUGGAGAGUGUGGAAAGGACUUCAGUGACCACAGGGAGUAUCUUGCACAUAGAAAGACACAUGCAGCCGAGGAGCUCUACCUCUGCAAUGAAUGUGGGCGCUGCUUCAAUGACAGCACAGAGUUUGCCAAGCAUGUGAAAGGACAUGCCUCAGUUAGGCAGUGCCGGUGCACAGAGUGUGGGAAAAGCUUCAGUCGGAGGGAUCAUCUAGUCAGGCAUCAGCGUACACACACCGGAGAGAAACCAUUCACCUGCCCUACCUGUGGGAAAAGCUUUAGCAGAGGAUAUCACUUAAUCAGGCAUCAGAGGACCCACUCAAGAAAGAACUCCUAGCGAGGUACCCAUGUGAGAAGAUCCAUAUUCAGCUGCCACCCAGGGUGGGACAGGAGAAGCUCUCAAGGCAGCCUGGGAUGACCUUUUCCAAGGUGCCUCCUGGACCAGCCAUACCUUAUACCACCUCUUCCCACCACCAAAUAAAAGCUUCAAACAGAACCUCUGUACCAUGAGCUGAUGUUUUACCCAAAGUGCAACCUGAAUUGAGGCUUCUCCUUCACGGAAGUGUUCCUGCCUCUACCUCAUGGGUGUUAAAAUAGGAGAAUUAGAAAACUGAAGAGGUUGUGGUUGCUGUUUUCCAAAUAGGCUGUUAUAUAUCCUCAAAGCUACUUACAGCCUCACUUUUAAAGUGGACAAGGACAGCCCCGUAGGUCUGUUAAGGGACUGGUCUGAAAGGUUCUGUCCUUCCUGGGCCCAGAUCUUAAAGCACACCCCUGUGAACUUGAAACAAGAGGUUUGCAUCCUGAUGACUUUGCCGCAUGCAGGAUAGCAUAUAAAUCCUUCACUGUCUGACUCACUUCUUCACCAUGCACUUUCUUUUGAUGCUAGGGAGAGAUGGGAGAAAGUUCAAGGGCAAAACUCAUAGCUGCUUUAUAUGUACCUUGGCAAGCUGCUCCCUUCUCCACUGUCAAAAUGAUACCAGAUGCCAACCACUGCCAGAAUGAAAGGCCUGGUCAGUAGUCUGAUUCCUCGUGGGUGUGUGUUUGUUUUUCCUGUUGUUAGCCUUCUUACAAUUCAACAGUCUUGUUCUGUUCAAUGAGUCCCUACUGCUAUCACUACAAGUGAGAUGUAGCACUUGAGGGAUUCCGUGAAGCAUAACUAAGUGAUGAAAUCAUCUACUUUCUCAAAUGUGUACAUGCUCACCUCCCCUCCCCCUCUUCACAUGGGUUGUGUGAAUGGAUUUGGAACAGGGUCACCAUAUAAAGGCUCUUUAACCUUUACAGAAUUGUGAUUGGGUCACUUUAUUCACAUGAAGAAAAGGAAAGAGAUUCUAAGAUUACACUAGAGAAAGACAGGGAAAAGCUGUUGCUGCUGGCCAAGACCAUCAGGACUGUUCAAUACUCCCCAUCACCCCUGCCUCUUUUCCCUGAUGACAGGAAAUCAUGAACCCCAUCACCUGCGGCACAGUGGAGUCACAGGAGUAUAUGGCUCUCGUGUAUAUGUAUUUUUUACCUUUUCUUACAUGAUUUCAUUAGUGUGUGACAAUGAACUAAGUAUCUCCUCAUGACCCAGAGGUCUUUCUUGCCUUUUCAAUGUUCCAUGGAGAGGAGACUAUAACUGUAAGCAUCACCUGUUCUGAUUGUGGGAAUGGUGAAGACUGGAGAGGUGUCCUCCAUAAAUGGAGCACAGGGUAUGGGAAUAAAGCAUGAGAAGGAA
Cavia porcellus (domestic guinea pig) is the source of this 3675-nucleotide messenger RNA. RefSeq names its product zinc finger protein 202 (gene Znf202). Bases 340 to 2298 code for a protein of 652 amino acids. NCBI's taxonomy places the organism in Eukaryota, Metazoa, Chordata, Mammalia, Rodentia, Caviidae. The transcript has 8 exons. Gene Ontology annotation, molecular function: RNA polymerase II cis-regulatory region sequence-specific DNA binding; DNA-binding transcription repressor activity, RNA polymerase II-specific. The record is from RefSeq and is a predicted model, not a curated record. Gene Ontology annotation, cellular component: nucleoplasm. Gene Ontology annotation, biological process: regulation of transcription by RNA polymerase II.